Molecule: messenger RNA, 276 nt
Organism: Saccharomycopsis crataegensis
Lineage: Eukaryota; Fungi; Ascomycota; Saccharomycetes; Ascoideales; Saccharomycopsidaceae
Exons: 1
Coding region: 1-276 (91 amino acids)
Source: RefSeq, a predicted model, not a curated record
AUGUCUUCCUCUGCUACCAAAUACCCAGAGUACGUUGACUCAAAGCCUCCAGUGGUGACUCUUGCGGAGUAUGAUGAGGCUCCUUGGGCCGGUACCACUUGUGUUGAUUCCAGAGACGACGAGUACGUGGUGGUGGAUAUGCAAAAGCCUGAACAAGUCGUGGCAAGAAUCGCUCCUUCUGAUAAUAGGACAUUGGAUACCAUUUUCAAGAGUGCCAAAAAGACAUUUGUUGAUAAUGUGGCCAAAGAGACCAAGGAAAAAGCCCAAAAGAAAUGA